Molecule: messenger RNA, 1375 nt
Organism: Carlito syrichta (Philippine tarsier)
Lineage: Eukaryota; Metazoa; Chordata; Mammalia; Primates; Tarsiidae
Gene: PTK6
Product: protein tyrosine kinase 6
Exons: 8
Coding region: 23-1375 (450 amino acids)
Biological process (GO): protein phosphorylation; cell differentiation; cell surface receptor protein tyrosine kinase signaling pathway
Cellular component (GO): extrinsic component of cytoplasmic side of plasma membrane
Molecular function (GO): signaling receptor binding; non-membrane spanning protein tyrosine kinase activity; ATP binding
Source: RefSeq, a predicted model, not a curated record
CCCGGUCCUGCUGCCACCUGCCAUGACGUCCCGGUGCCAGGAUCACCCGGGCCCCACAUAUGUAGGCCUCUGGGACUUCAGGGCCCGGACAGAGGACGAGCUGAGCUUCCAGGCGGGAGACCUGUUCCACGUGACCAGGAAGGAGGAGCAGUGGUGGUGGGCCACGUUGCUGGAUGCGGCAGGCGCGACCCUGGCUGAGGGCUAUGUGCCCUACAACUACCUGGCGGAGCAGGAGACGGUGGAGUCAGAGCCGUGGUUCUUCGGCCGCAUCUCGCGCUCCGAGGCCCUGCAUCGGCUGCAGGCUACGGGCAACGCCACAGGCGCCUUCCUGAUCAGGGUCAGCGAGAAGCCAGGUGCUGACUAUGUUCUCUCCGUGCGGGAUGCGCAGGCUGUGCGGCACUACAAGAUCUGGCGGCGAGCUGGGAGCCUGCACCUGAACGAGGCGGUGUCCUUCCCUGGCCUGGCAGAGCUGGUAGACUACCACAGGGCCCAGAGCCUGUCCCCUGGCCUGCGGCUGACCACACCCUGCAGGAAGCACGAGCCUGAGCCCCUGCCCCACUGGGACGACUGGGAGAGGCCAAGGGAGGAGUUCUCACUCUGCAGGAAGCUGGGGUCCGGCUACUUCGGAGAGGUCUUCGAGGGGCUCUGGAAAGAUCAGGUCCAAGUAGCCAUCAAGGUGAUUUCACGAGACAACCUCCUGCACCAGCAGACAUUCCAGUCAGAGAUUCAGGCCAUGAAGAGGCUGCAGCACAAACACAUCCUGGCACUGUAUGCAGUGGUGUCUGUGGGGGACCCCGUGUACAUCAUCACAGAGCUCAUGCCCAGGGGGAGCCUGCUGGAGCUGCUGCGGGAUACUGACGAGAAGGCCCUGCCGGUCUCGGAGCUGGUGGACACCGCGGCGCAGGUGGCCGAGGGCAUGUGCUACCUGGAGUCCCAGAACUACAUCCACCGGGACCUGGCAGCUAGGAAUAUCCUUGUAGGGGAGAACAACAUCUGCAAAGUUGGGGACUUCGGGCUGGCCCGGCUCAUCAAGGAGGAUGUCUACCUCUCCCAUAACCACAACAUCCCCUACAAGUGGACAGCACCUGAGGCUCUCUCCCGAGGACACUACUCCACCAAGUCUGACGUCUGGUCCUUUGGCAUCCUCCUCCAUGAGAUCUUCAGCAAGGGGCAGAUGCCCUAUCCAGGUAUGUCCAACCAUGAGGUCUUCCAGAGGGUGGACGCCGGCUACCGCAUGCCCUGUCCCCCAGAGUGCCCGCCCAGUGUGUACACACUCAUGCUCUUGUGCUGGCGCAGGGCCCCCGAGCAGAGGCCAGGCUUCAGUGCCCUGCUUGAGAGGCUGGCCACCGUCACUAGGUAUGAGAAUCCCAUCUGA